Molecule: messenger RNA, 669 nt
Organism: Fomitiporia mediterranea MF3/22
Lineage: Eukaryota; Fungi; Basidiomycota; Agaricomycetes; Hymenochaetales; Hymenochaetaceae
Exons: 4
Coding region: 1-669 (222 amino acids)
Source: RefSeq, a predicted model, not a curated record
AUGAAGAACAAGGUCAAGAAGUUGUACAUUCUGUUAAGGAGGGCAAUCAAGAUUAAGGCCAAGAAGUUGUAUAUACUAUCUUUAAACACUUCUAAGAGCAGAUUAGUAAAUCAACUAUUUAGUGAACACAAUCAAAACCUCUCACAUUAUUCAGUACACUCAAUAUAUUACUAUUAUGACAUUACCUGUACAUUACAGCAGAACAGAGAGAAUCUCAGAAAUACAAAUCAUAACUUUUCCCUCUGUGGUUCAGAUUACAAGUCAGGACCUAUUACACAUUUGGCACCAACUGCUGUCACUCUUUCUCUUCAUGGGUCAACUCUGACAGGGCAGUUACCUGUUUCACUUCCAAGACAUUGGGAAAUCAAGGCAGUCAGCAGGGUAUCAGAAUACAACUCAUUAACAACUGAUGAUAUUCUGUGGGCUGUGUACUCGUUCUUCGACAAAUUUGUCCCUCGUGAAGAAUGGGAUCAACUUGGCAAAGGCACAGUGGCACAGCAGCAGGUUUCUCAAGCAUACUAUUGCCGCAAGGAAUUACGUGGCUCAACUGACCUGAUAAGGGGUAUGAAGCGUAUUGACUGGCUGUGUGGUUGGACUGUGCUGCUUGGCAUUGAGCACUGGCCAGGCAAUAACUACGAGCUAGUUUUUGCAAAGGGUGGAGCUGUAUAA